Messenger RNA from Austrofundulus limnaeus, 2218 nucleotides. It is a transcript of the gene pglyrp6, whose product is annotated as peptidoglycan recognition protein 6. Gene Ontology annotation, biological process: peptidoglycan catabolic process. Gene Ontology annotation, molecular function: N-acetylmuramoyl-L-alanine amidase activity; zinc ion binding. The record is from RefSeq and is a predicted model, not a curated record. Lineage: Eukaryota; Metazoa; Chordata; Actinopteri; Cyprinodontiformes; Rivulidae. Bases 686 to 2143 code for a protein of 485 amino acids. The transcript is spliced from 5 exons.
GUUAAUGAGCAUAAAAAAAACUGUAAACAUAUGCGUCACACGGAAGAUAUGGAAUUUUAUCUUUUGUGAUUGGUUUAGUAUCAGCUUGUCUUUCUUCUUCCUCUAUAAAAUUUCCACAUUGUUACAGAUUCGUUAUCUACAGCCCAGACCGUCUUCAACUGGAUUUUCCAGAUCACCCAGACUACAUCUACUUCCUUUUCAUUUUUGUGCCACAAAAACGUGCACACAUACAAUAUCCGUGCGCACAUACAACAGCAACAGUAGCGUUUAUGUCAGCAAUGGAAUAUCAUUAGCAUAUAUUUCCCUCUCUGCAACCAGAACUCAUGUGAUUUAUGGUUUUGGGACUUCCUCAGUUCUGCAGCCUAGCUUUGCAUUUACCAACAAGCACACUUGUGUUGCCUCAGAGAGGAGUGCCACUGGUUUGUACAGCGGUGAACCCUUUAGUUAGUUUCACAAGUGGCAGCUACAUUAAUGACACAAAUGUGAUGAAUGAAAUUUAUUACAGAACAUACAAAUUUCUCAAAAAAUGCCCCAGUCUGACAUGUGGAGACAUAACACUGCUUGUAUAACAGGUGCUUGUUUCCCAGAUUUCUCAGGCGAGUACACUUACUGAUUAAAUCCAGGCGUAGCCUAUCUACUGUAUGUGGACAAACCACCCACAUACUCUGCAUAAGAACUUCUAUAAAUGAGCAGGAUACAACACGGUGCACACUUUACAAGGCUGGAGCUGAAGGUGUUCAGGAUGGAUAAAAGCUGCUGGAAACUGGCCCAGGUUGUUCUGGUGAUGUUAAUCAGCAUCAACGCUGAAGCCUUAUUCUCCUGCCACAUGGAAGACUUCAUUAAGGCUGUAAAGCAGGUCGAAGAUCAGGACCCUGKCUCAGAGCCGUUAGCCGUGUUAAAGAAGCUUCGCCGGGCAGCCGGUCUUCAUGAUGCAUUCAUUCAGAACUUCCUGGGAAAUGCUGACACCGGGGSUUCAGAACUGCAUCGUGACCUCUCAAAUUACAUCUGGAAAGUUGUUCAUCACAGAGUGCUGGAAGAUGCCAGAGAAGAAGGUCUGGUUCUGACCCCUGAUGGUACCACGGUCGCCCUUGGACCCCUCCUCCUGGGUCUUGAGGCCGGCUUCUCCAAGAUUGGCGCGUCACGCCUCUAYCAGCUGACUCUGGCCAAAGAUCUGGGCCUCGCUCUCGGCUCUCCUGAAGAACAUCGAUUYGGACCCGACGGCUGCUGGGACAACCUAACCUUUCCUCAAGUCUUCACCCUCUCAGACAAACCCUCCCUACUCACCACAGCUCAGGUCAACGGAGGCAUGGAYGGUGUGAUACUUGGUACGGAGGUUUCUGCCGAUUCAAGAGGUUCUUUCAAUCUGAGCAGUCUACUGAGGGACUACUACAGUCAGCAGCUGGGYGGCAAGGGAAUGGACGGUGCGCCCCGUCUAAUCAGCCGACGCCGCAGGGAGAACUUUAAAGCCCUAGCCCCUCCUUCCUUGCUGGCCAGACAUGUGGGAAACUCAGUUAACCUGCGACAGACCCUGGAAGGACACCCAAAGAUGAYGAAAAAGAUGAAGCGGCAGCUGGUGACUGCAAUAAAAAAGGAAAUGAAACAGUUUGUCCACAUGUACAUGGAUUGUCCUCCCUUCAUUGCUCGGUGUAUGUGGGGGGCAGAGCCGUACAGAGGAACACCCACCAACCUGACCCUGCCUCUGUCCUACAUGUAYAUCCAUCACACCAGCACUCCCAGCCAGCCCUGCCUGACCUUUGAGCAGUGCUCUGCAGACAUGCGAUCCAUGCAGCGCUUCCAYCAAGAAGACCGAGGCUGGGAUGACAUCGGCUACAGCUUUGUUGCCGGCUCUGAUGGGUACAUAUACGARGGUCGAGGGUGGUCCUGGCAAGGAGCCCACACUUAUGGACACAACUCCAAAGGCUAUGGAGUUUCCUUCAUUGGAGACUACUCCACCCGGCUGCCGUCUCAGCACUCCAUGGGGCUGGUGAGAGACCAGCUGGCAUCCUGCGCUAUAGGAGGUGGGCGGCUGGUGUCCUCCUUCACUGUGCAGGGGCACAGGCAGGUGGUGAACACGUCCUGUCCCGGAGAGGCUUUCUAUCAGGAGAUCAAAGGCUGGGAACGCUUUGGGGAGGUGAAGAACUGAAAACCUUUGUGUGACAAGAAGAUGCUGGAAGCUGCUCAAACCAUAAACAAUAAAUAAAUACUCUUCCUGUUCCCA